This is a messenger RNA of Cladocopium goreaui, 3077 nucleotides long. The record is from the annotation of a GenBank genome assembly. NCBI's taxonomy places the organism in Eukaryota, Dinophyceae, Suessiales, Symbiodiniaceae.
AUGUCCAAGGUGAGCUUGGCGAGGUGGACAAAUGAAAUGAGCCAAGGUGGCACUGGCCUGCGCUGGACCAGUGGAGCACAAGUGCAAGAAGGUGCUGCGAAAUCCAGACAGCACCCGCGGCAAUGGCUCAAAUGCUGGAGAUUUGACACCUUGCUGAAGCGUGAGUAUGUGGUCCUACAUGCCUUUGUUUUGGGACGACGUCAGGGGCCUAGCAGCAGGACGGAGUACCACAAGCUGAGUUACUUGGUGCCCAGCUUGGAGUCCUCCGUCAGCGUGGUGGAGCCUGAAGCCUCAGAAAAAGCGCUGUCGGACAUCUUGUUCAAAAAGUGGGCCAUGGUGGUGAUGUCUCGUGGUGAGACGGUUCACCUCCCCGACCGGGAGAACCGAAGUGGCCCGGCCCAAGGUCAAACCUCUCCGCAGCUCGCCAUCAUGCCACUGAUUGACCUGGUGGAUCAUCAUUUGCCGCAACCGCUCUUUUCCAGCGAUGACUUGCUCAAGUAUCAGGAUGCCGACGCGGCGGCUGUGACGCUGAAAGCGCGGCAGGACCUUGCACCCGAAGCGGCGCGGGGUCCCGGCAGGGCUAUUACUGUGGGCUACGGUGUGCGCUCCAACGCGGAUUAUUUGCUGUACCAUGGCUUCACGAUGCCGCAGAAAUGGAGCGAAAUCACGCCCCUUUGGCGCAGCAACCCGCAACUCGGGGAGCUUGUCACGCCCGGCUGGGAGAAGACAGUAGGCCUUUGGUUGGCAGGGACUUGCGGAAUGCUCUUCAGCAUGAUUGCCAUUGGAGGAUACACUCGUCUCUCUGGCAGCGGCUUAUCAAUGACCGACUGGCGCCUGGAAGGUCGAAGACUUCCUUGGACGCAAGAGGCCUGGGUCAAAGAGUUUGAAGAGUACAAGAAGUAUCCAGAGUACCAGCGCUUGCACAGUGGCAAGAUGGAACUGGACGAGUUCAAAAGGAUCUACUUCGUCGAGUGGUUCCAUCGCAUGUGGGGCCGAACUGCGGGGCUUUUGUUCGCGGGUCCGUUGGUCUACUUUGCCGGCCGCGGCAUUCUACGGGCACGGCUAGGGCUGAACCUCACAGGUCUUUUUGCUCUGGGCCUUUCACAAGCCUUCGUGGGCUGGUGGAUGGUCAGGAGCGGUUUUGACCCACCGGAGAAGCACACACCCACCUUGGGCCCCAACCAACGGCCGCGUGUCUCGCCUUACCGCCUGGCUUCUCACUGGACGGCCGCCCUCACCAUCUAUGCCGGCUGCGUGUGGAACACCUUUAGUUUGCUGCGCCCAAGCCCCGGUGCAAUGCACAAGAGCGCCCAAGCCGUCAAAGCGGCCACGCAGUUAAGGGCCAUGGCCCUUCCAACCACCGCCCUUGUGACGCUCACAUUGCUCAGUGGCCCCUUCGUGGCCGGGAACGAUGCUGGUCGUGCCUACAACACUUGGCCCAAGAUGUUGGAUGACUGGGUGCCACCUGAAUGGUGGUCCUUCAUUUCGUCACCCUUGGAGAAGUGGCGAGCUCUUUUUGAGGAGACGGCCGUGGUGCAGUUCAACCACCGGAUGUUGGCCUACUCUUCGGUAGCCGCCUCCCUGGCCCUGUGGCUCUACAGCACCCAGUUGCCACUGUCCGCUGCGGCAGCCGGGGCCUCCUCACUGCUUCCUGUGGUGCUGGGCGGGCAGAUGUUCCUUGGCAUCGCCACCCUGAUGCUCUACGUGCCCAUUGAGUUGGGUGUUUUGCAUCAAGCCGGUGGUGUAACGGUGCUGACCACCUUGCUCUACGUCUUGCACAGCCUGCGUUUGCCUGUGGCAGUUGCCGCAGUGCUGCUCUGCACGCAGUACACCAUGGUAGAACUGCCGUUGCCCGCGGACUUCCCAACUUGGAAAUCCAGGCACCUGGCUCACUCUUACCGUUUUGCCUUACCAGCAUGUCCCAGCAGUCAGGGCACCCGGGGCAGGGCAGCGGUGAAACAACGGGGAGAUGAGAUGGGAUGGGCUCCACAGGUUCUGUCAACACGCUGUCAGUCUCCCGAAAGGUCUCCGACCUCCCAAGGCAAAGCCACGCCGCACAUCGCUGUGGGCGCAGCGCGCUUUCUCUUGGCGAGCGAGGAAGAUGUGGUGGGCUUUGAAGAGAGAUUGCAACAGGUCCCCAAGUCCCCCCAAAGUGACCUGGAUCCGGCACAGGCGGAUCCAUGUGGUAUAGGUAGGUUCUCCAAGUUGAUCCAAGUGGCAUGUUACGCACCCAGCGCCUUGUGGCUCAAAGUUCUGCUGAACCCGCCGCGUAACCCGCCCCGCAGCGCUACAUCCACCAUGUUCGCAUGCUGUAUUCAAGCGGAGCCAGCUGAUUCAACUGCCGAGAUCGGCAUUCCCUCAGUGCCGGCCGUGCCGGCGGUGGCUCCCGACCCGGAGCCGGUGAAGAAAGCGCUGGUUCCGGCGCCGGAGUUCGGAAGCUUCACAGUGGAGGUGUCAACCAAGGGGUUUGCUUCACUGGGACUCAAACUGGACGGAAUCGCUCAAGGUACGGGGCAUAUGAUCGAGGAAGUGGAGUCGGGCGGAGCCAUUGCUGCGUUCAACAAGGAGACGCCAACUCAAAGUCUCAAGGUCUACGAUGUGAUCAUGGCGGUCGACGGUGUCAAGGGAUUCGAUGAGAUCCAGGGCAAGUUGGCGACACUUCCCGAAACGGUGACUUUGCUCCUGAGUCGCCCGCAGAAAGUGCAGGUGACGCUCAAAAAGACGGGCCCUUUGGGAAUGAAGAUGGACUACAAGGAAACGAGUAUGGGCUGCGUCAUCAGUGAGCUGAACGAAACUGGAAUCCUGGCCAAAUGGAACAAGGAGAAUCCAGGGCAACGUGCUGGCGUCUCUGAUCGCAUCGUGGAGUUCAACGGAAAGCCAGUCAAGGGCGGAGAGCUGUUGGAGAAGCUGAAGAAGGAGGACACGAUUCCGCUGACUGUGCUGAAGUACUGAGAGUUGGAUGGACAACGGCUGGUAGCCUUUCAGCUGUUGUGUGGAACUGGGUUGUACAUAUUUCCUGACUAAACUGAUCUAAAAAUGGUUGGCCACCAAUAUUAAGUUGGGAGUUUGACUUUGCC